Zophobas morio is the source of this 2340-nucleotide messenger RNA. RefSeq lists its product as uncharacterized. The transcript is spliced from 12 exons. Bases 1 to 2340 code for a protein of 779 amino acids. Gene Ontology annotation, biological process: DNA integration. Gene Ontology annotation, molecular function: nucleic acid binding. The record is from RefSeq and is a predicted model, not a curated record. Lineage: Eukaryota; Metazoa; Arthropoda; Insecta; Coleoptera; Tenebrionidae.
AUGAUACACGAAGAAUACAGAAAUCACUUGAUCAUGCUGCGUAAAAAUCACACCAGUUCUGUCCGAUCACUGAAAAAAUUUGCAGCAAAGAUGCUGUCUCUUCAGCAAAGUGUUGAUGCAUUUAACGACAUAUUUGGAUGGGUCCUUCUGUUACACAUUUUCGCAGUUGUAUCCGCUACACUUGUAUUUAUAGAACUUCUGUUAACAGAUUUUCAUUUCACUCUGUGGGAUAUCUUCUUCACCUUAUACCUCUUUGAGACACUUACCACGUGGUUACCAAAAGAGUUCAGAGUCACAUCUCAGCUUCAUAUGGACACUCAACAAUUUUCUGUGCGAACUAACUUAAAUUCUGCUUUAUUAAUGCCUCUGCAGACAAUGAAUAAUGAAUUAAUAACUAAAGAUAGUAGUUCUGAAUUGAAAGCAGAGCCCUACCCUUAUCCUAUAAAUCAAAAGUGGAAGCAGAACUACAGCGGUUGGAAGAUAUUAAAGGCAAAUGGUAACAUCGGAAUUUGUGGCGAUUACAAAGUGACGGUGAACAGGCAUCUCAGGGAGCGACGCAUACAAACAGUUAGUCGUGGACCAGGAAUCAGCCAAAUUACUGGCAUGGAGCACGCACAAGGGUCUAUACAAGAUGAUAUACUAGUCACUGGCAAAACCAGACAAGAACACAAAAACAACUUGAGCACCCAGGCCAAGGAAUGUGCGGCAGGUAAAAACUUUGUUGGUUUAGUAAACUACUAUAGCAGGUUUGUACCAAAAUUUGCAAGAAUAAUGAGGCCUCUUUACGAGCUGUUAAAAAGCGACAGGAAGUUUGCUUGGGAUCAUGGUUGCGAACAAGCGUUCAACCUCAUUAAGCAGGAAAUAGCGUCAGCCACUUUAUCUCACAAGAUGAUGAAUGGAGACUUAAAACCAAUAGCCUUCAUUUCCACGACUUUAAGCAAUGCAGAAGGUAAUUAUUCGGUUCUUGAUAAAGAGGCUUUGGCGAUUUACUGGGCGACAUCAAAACUUAGGACAUAUCUAGUAGGGCAUAGCUUUGAAAUACACACGGAUCACAAGCCACUGAUCUACCUUUUUGGAGAGCAAAAGGGAAUACCACAAAUGGCAUCAGCUAGAUUCCAACGGUGGACACUCUAUCUAUCUGGAUUCCAAUAUAAAAUCAAGUUCGUCAAAGGCCAGGCGAACAGUGUAGCUGACAUGUUGUCAAGACAUCCAUUAGGGAACGCCACACGUCGUGAUCCCACGCUUAGUAAGAUCGUAAAGUUCGUAACUGAGGGGUGGCCAGACGAUUUCCUAAAACCGUUCGUCCAGAGGAAAGACGAGAUAACCUGCGAACAAGGAUGUCUGAUGUGGGGCUACACAGUAAUUGUACCCAGGAAGCUGCAGCGUCACUUGUUAGAGGAACUACACAGCAGUCACCUGGGUAUUGUCAAAAUGAAAUCUAUAGCCAGAGCCUAUUUUUGGUGGCCGAAUUUGGACAAGGACAUUGAGAACAUAGCUCGUAGCUGCAUUCCAAACAAUAAACAAAGAGUGCACAUCGAUUUCCUUGGACCGAUUGAUAACAGCCACUACCUCAUUAUGUUGGAUGCUUAUAGUAAAUGGCCUGAAAUUUUUAAAAUGAACUCAAUCACGUCCGCUGCAACAAUUAGCAAAAUCAGGGAAACAUGUGCAAGAUGGGGAAUUCCAGAGACUUUGGUAUCAGACAACGGUGCACAGCUUACAUCAGAGGAGUUUUCAGUUUUCCUUAAAAGAAAUGGAAUAAGGCACGUUACCGGACGGCCGUACAAACCAGAGACAAAUGGACCGGCAGAAAAUGCAGUAAGAAGUUCGAAAUUGAGGCUGGGUAGACAUUUGCACACGACGCUCAACUUAAUGAGACCUGGCACAAAUCGAGACACAGGAAGGCAAUUUAACCAUAAAGGUCGAGAUUCUCCAACAUUUGAGAAGGGAAGUAUAGUAUGGAUUCGGGACUAUCGGAAGCCUAACACCAAAACUUGGCAGGAAGCAAAGGUCAUCGACAUAUUGGGACCACGAAACUACACGUGCGAGUUACCAGACGGACAAAAAUGGAAGAGACACGUUGACCAAAUUAGAAAAAGAAUUGAAGUACCAAGCACUGAGGACAGCAAGUCAGAGACAGUACAGCCAGCGAAUACAAACAAAGCAGUACCACAAAGGAAGAUGCCUGGGGAACCAACAAUGCCAUCAGCCACACCGCCACUACUAGAACAAACACCAUCUCUUGAACCGCAACUCAACCCUAUUCCAGUUAUCCCGCCUGCAACUGUCUUAAUAUCUUUGAAAGCACCCAACACUCGUUUGACUCCAUAUGGAUUUGUGUGA